Molecule: messenger RNA, 3714 nt
Organism: Ectocarpus sp. CCAP 1310/34
Lineage: Eukaryota; Phaeophyceae; Ectocarpales; Ectocarpaceae
Source: the annotation of a GenBank genome assembly
AAAAACAUUAGGAAAAGGCGCACACGCUUCCCGAGUAAUAACAGGUGCUCAACAACGGCGAGGUGGUGGAACUGUUGAUCGACCUCUUCCGUAGAGCCUUGGAGGGCACCCGGCCCGAGCUAGGCUUUCCGGACGCGGUGUUCGGACUUCAGGGGCCCGGUCGCAAAAGGGACAAGAGCGUCAUCGAAAAAGUGCGCCUGGUGCUGAACGCGCUGCCGUCUGUGGCAGACAUGCAACGGUGCAUCAGGCGGGAGGGAAGCCUUGGCAACGAGGCGAAACCGAAAGCCAGCGUCGGAGAGCUUCAUUCGCCGCCACCUCUUGUUUCGCAAGUGCGUGGUGGUAGUGGUGGUGGAGUUUGGGGCUCUGCUGCCUCUGUCUCUGCUGCUGCUGCUGCUGCUGCUGCUGCUGCUGCUGCUGUUCAAGUUGUUGCUGGUGUCGGGGCUCGGUUUGGAGUUUCGGAGGCUGUUGCUGGUGUCGGUGAUGGCGGGGGGGAUGACGAGGGCGGCGACGCGGGGACCAGGGAACCCCCUAACGGAGAGGAUUCACCGCUGAAUGAGGCCUUCUCGAAGAUCAACCCGCUGGCUGCUGCCUUUGCCUCUGCUGGUGCUGAUGCUCGUGCUGAUCGUCGUCAUGAGGCUCGGUUUCGACCUACGGGGGCUGUCGCUGGUGUCGAUGUUGGCAAAGGAGGUGGCGAGGGCGGCAAAGGGGGGGAAAGGAAAUCCCCUACCGGAGAGGUUUCACCCCUGAAGGAGGCGUUGUCGAAAAUCAACCCGCUGUCGUACCCCCUGCUGGAGUGGCUGCUGUCGACGGCUCAUGGAGGGGAGCUGCAUCUGUUGAAGGAAGCUGAAGCUAUCCAAGGGAUUUCAUGCAAGAAGCAGUUCGUGCUCACAGACACCUCAGAGCGAGAGGAGCGUUUUCAGGCGAUGAAGCGGGAGGCCGCGGCUUCGUUGAACGGAACAGGAUCAUUUUUCGCCUUCCACGGCAGCGCUCCGGGCAACUGGCACGGAAUCCUUCGCUUGGGCAUCAAGAACAUGUCCGGCUCGGAGUACAUGUCGAACGGGGCCACUAGCGGCCACGGCAUCUACAUGGGUGGAAGCCUUGCUGUGUCGCUUUCGUACACGAGGGAUACCACUUUGGCUCGAGCUGCGAUGAGGCUGAGGGCGGCCGAGCAGAGGGCGACCAGGCUGAGGGCAACCCCUUUUCCAGCGUCGACGGCGAUCGUGCCGACGCCAGCGGUCGUGGCCGGUGCUGCUUCUGCUGCUGCAACUUCUGCUAGCGGUACAGACCCCGCAUUUACACCUACCGCUGACAUUCCUGCCAACGCUUGCGCUUGUGGCAUCAACCCUUGCGCUGUCGCUACUUCUGCUGCUGCUGCUGCCGCUACUGCCGCUGCUCGUCUUCAUGCUUGCGCUCGUGAUGCUACUGGGGCCUGUGGUUCCAGUACAGCUGCUGAUGCUACCAAUACUACUCCUGCUGCCACUGCCUUUGGUGGAAGCCUUUCGACGCAAGGCGUUGCAUUUUGCGGUAGCGGUGGGUACGGAAACUGGAUGAACCCAGCCGCCGUCAACAGACCGACCCAGGCAGCAAGGGCCAGUAGUAGUUCCAAUACGGCUGUCAAUGGUACGAGUGUUGCUCCUGCUGCCACGGCCUCUGUUGGAAGCCUUUCGACGCAAGUCAUUGCAUUUCGUGGUCGUAGCAGGUACGGAAACUGGAUGAACCAAUCCGCCGUCAACAGACCGACCCAGGCUGCCAGUGCCAGUGGUUCCAAUGCGGCUGCCAGUGCUGCCGGUGUUGCUCCUGCCGUCACUGCCUUUGGUGGAAGUCUUUCAACUCAAGGCGUUGCAUUUCGUGGGCGCGGCAGGCACGGAAACUGGAUGAACCAAUCCGCCGUCAAGAGACCGACCCAGGCUGCAAGUGCCAGUGGUUCCAAUACGGCUACCAAUGCCCCCAGUGCUGCUCCUGCUGCCACUGACUUUGGUGGAAGCCUUUCGACGCAAGGCGUUGCAAUUCUCCCUGGCGGCGGGCACGGGCACGGGGUGAACCACUCCAGGGUCAACCGACCAGCCGCGAGUGCCCCCAGUGCUGCUCCUGCUACCACGGCCGGGGUGAACCAAGCCGCCGUCAACAGACCCACUCAGGCAACAAUCGUCAGUGGUUCCAGUACGGCUGCCAAUGCUACGAGUGUUGCCACCGCUGCCUUAGUUGGAAGCCUUCCGACGCAAGGCGUUGAAUUUCGUGGUGGCGGCGGGCACGGGAAUAGGGGUGGACCCACCCGCCGUCAACUUGCCGCAAGCACCUGCAAUCGUUGCUAUCUGCGAAGUCAUCGACAGACCGGGAUGUAACAAGCGAAACAGGUGCUUGGUCAUUCCGGACGAGAGCUGCGUGGCAACGAGGUUCCUCCUGAUCGACCCCCGCAGGCCAAGUCUCCGCGUGGUCGAUGGUGACUUGGCGGCCGCCGCGGCAACACGGUACGCCAGCAUUCACCCCGCCCUGUAGCGUCAUCACCAACGAAUGACAUCAGUGAUCCCGGCCAUGAGGGUCGGGGUUGGUACCGGUGUCCAUGCGGCACUGUCGGCGGGCAGUGGCGGCGGUGGGCCACAGGGUAGCCAGUAGUAACGUACGUCGCGUAAUAAUGCAGGUGUGGAGAUAAUGAGGGACUGUUGCGAGGUAGCGGUGCGCGGCGUUCGGCGUAACGCAUGUUGGCCAACGUUCCUCGACUUCCAUCAUCCAAGGAAACCACGAUCCUUGGAAUGUGAUUGUUGUGUUUUUUCGUCGAUCGGCCUGGCCGGUCGAUCAGGUGUGGUUGCCUCCCCCCUCAUGCAGAAUUUUUUUCCUCGAUGUUCCAUUUGUCGAAGUUGAAGGCCGCAUUAUUAUUGCUCGGGGGCCAUUAUGAGCAAACGGCUACUGCUGUCGCCGCCGCUGCCGCCGCUGCCGCCGCUACCGCGGCUGCUGCUGCUGCGGCGGUCGUCCUCGCCGCCGCCCACAUCGGCAGUGCCGGUCGACGUGGUAGAUGGGGCGACGCUCGCGCUCUCCCUGCUCGAGGGGGCGCCAUCGCCAGCGCCGCCCGCGCCCGACUCCUGGGGCGCGGCCGGCGGUGCCGCCGGCGCUGCGCGCGCGGGCGGCCCCGCGGGCCCUGGGGCUGCCGUCGUGCCAAGGUUGAAACCUGGUCCUCCAUCCACAGGUUCUCUCUCCGCCCUCCCUCCACCUUGGUUCGACGCGCCCUCCCCAACCUCGUCCUCCUCAGCCGCGAAUUCCUCUUCCUCCUCUGCGAUGGGAGGCAGCGACUGGGGCAGGGCGGCGGGGGCGGCGGGCACGGAUUGCCAGGUGAAGUUGCGAGUUGUGAUCGCUCGGCGUUUUUCGUUGAGGAUGCGCACGCAAUCACGGCAGGGGUUGAUUCCCGGGCCGAGGUAAAAACACUUUUGGGCUUUUGGCUCGGACUUAUGUGUGCGCUUGACCUUGUACUUCAAGUAUACGGCAGGUUUGAGGAACAGGUACGUCGCCCCCGGCGGGGGAGGGUGCCCGUGCCACAUCUCGUACGGCGACUUCUUCUCUGGGUUGGAUGUGGUGGAGGUGCAGUUCAGGGCGUUGCAUGACCAAGCUAUGGCCUCGGCCCAAAGGGAUGGGUAGUUCGGUGCUCCGGGGUAAAGAGUUGGCGCUUGGAUACGGGCGGCUAGUGCUGCAUCCUUGAUCAGACCCAGUGCUCUCUCAGCUACA